AUGUCUACUUAUAAUUUUACAGGAACGCCAACCGGUACAGGUACCGGUGGUGAUUCUUUAACCACUGAUUUAAAUACUCAAUUCGAUUUGAGUAAUAUGGCUUGGGUUGGUGUCGCAUCUGCUGGUGUCUGGAUUAUGGUUCCAGGUAUUGGUUUAUUAUAUUCAGGUUUAUCAAGAAAAAAACAUGCAUUAUCCUUAUUGUGGGCUUCCUUAAUGGCAGUCUCUGUAGUUAUAUUCCAAUGGUUCUUUUGGGGCUACUCUUUAGCAUUUUCUCAUAAUACCAAAGGUAAUGGCUUUAUUGGCACAUUAUCAAAUUUUGGAUUUAGACAUGUAUUGGGGGCUCCUUCUUCAGUGACUUCGUUACCAGAUAUAUUAUUUGCAGUUUUCCAAGGUAUGUUUGCUGCUGUAACUGGUGCUUUAAUGUUAGGUGGUGCUUGUGAAAGAGCAAGAUUAUUUCCAAUGAUGGUUUUCCUGUUCCUUUGGAUGACUAUCGUUUAUUGUCCGAUUGCUUGUUGGACUUGGAAUGCUGAAGGUUGGUUAGCAAAAUUGGGAGCUUUAGAUUAUGCAGGCGGAGGUCCUGUUCAUAUUGCCUCUGGUCAUGGUGCUUUGAUGUAUGCUUUGAUUCUCGGUAAACGAAAUGAUCCUAUUGCUAAAAAAGGUAUGCCAAAAUACAAACCACAUUCUGUUACUUCUGUUGUACUUGGUACAGUUUUCCUUUGGUUUGGAUGGCAAUUCUUCAACCCUGCAUCUGCUGGUAACGCUACCAUUAGGGCAUGGUAUUCUGCUAUGUCUACUAACUUAGCUGCUGCUAGCGGUGGUUUGACUUGGAUGUUUAUCGAUUAUUUUAGAUUUGGCGGUAAAUGGACCACAGUAGGAUUAUGUUCAGGGAUUAUUUCUGGAUUAGUUGGUAUUACUCCUGCUGCGGGAUUCGUCCCAGUUUGGUCUUCUGUAAUCAUUGGGGUUGUCACAGCAACUGGAUGUAAUCUCGCAACAGACUUAAAGACAUUGUUUCGCAUUGAUGAUGGUAUGGAUGUUUGGGCUCUACAUGGUGUUGGUGGAUGUAUUGGCUCUGUAUUUACAGGUAUAUUUGCAGCUGAUUACGUUAACGCCACUGCUGGUUCAUAUAUUGCACCAAUUGAAGGUGGUUGGAUAAAUCACCAUUGGAAACAAGUAGGUUAUCAAUUAGCAGCAAUGUGUUCCACUAUUGCUUGGUCAACAGUCAUCACUGCUAUAUUAUUAUUGGCGUUAGACAGAAUUCCAUUUUUGAGAUUAAGAUUAAGACCUGAUGAGGAAGAACUCGGUACAGAUCAAGUCGAAAUUGGUGAGUUUACAUACCAAGAAGACACAAGUUACAUCCCAGAACCAAUAAGAUCGAAUAUUGGAGUCAAUAUCCCAACAAACGUACGCACCAUCGAUGACGAGAUUAGAACAUCUGAAGAUAUAAGUGCACCCUCGUCAUCUUCAUCUUCAAAAGAUAAUGAUGGUCGUGGUGAGAAAGUUGAAGCAGUAGUAUAG
Molecule: messenger RNA, 1515 nt
Organism: Vanderwaltozyma polyspora DSM 70294
Lineage: Eukaryota; Fungi; Ascomycota; Saccharomycetes; Saccharomycetales; Saccharomycetaceae
Gene: MEP2
Product: ammonium permease MEP2
Exons: 1
Coding region: 1-1515 (504 amino acids)
Biological process (GO): ammonium transmembrane transport
Cellular component (GO): plasma membrane
Molecular function (GO): ammonium channel activity
Source: RefSeq, a predicted model, not a curated record